CCAUUACCUGACAAUUUUUGUAUAUUGUAAAAUGUUACACUCCGGACGCAGUCUCGUGUUGCUUGGUUUGAUUUUGUCCUUAAUGGCGUUUUUAAUAACAGCCGAAGCCGACAAUGCAGCACCGCCAUCAGAGGAAGAUGACAAUUCAUCCUCAGAGGAAACCGUUGAAGAUUCCAACGAGUCUCGUCCCAAACGAUCAUUGGAGGCAACAAGUGGGGAAAAUACAAAUAAAGGCGGUGAUGGAAAGUUAGCGGGAAAAGCUGGUAUACCAGGCUUACCUGAUCCAACAACAAUUCUCAAAAUAGUGGAGAUUCUUCAAACCUUGGGUGAGAAAGUCGUGCCGAUACUUGUCGAAGCGAUUGGAUAGUGGCAAUUUUAACUUUUAAAUACGCAUACAUACGUGCAUGUGUACAUAUCAACUUGUAAAUACGUCAUUAUAAUUUAAUUUAUGUAACAACACUGAACGAAAUUAUAUUUAUAAACACUUUUUAA
Molecule: messenger RNA, 492 nt
Organism: Anastrepha obliqua
Lineage: Eukaryota; Metazoa; Arthropoda; Insecta; Diptera; Tephritidae
Gene: Os-C
Product: antennal-specific protein OS-C
Exons: 3
Coding region: 32-367 (111 amino acids)
Source: RefSeq, a predicted model, not a curated record